CUUUUCUUAACAACGAAAAUAAUUAUUGCUGUUUAAAAUGCAUAACAUAAGAUCAAUUUUUACAAAGAAAAAUACCAAUCAUCGUGAAUCUAUAAUUAGAAAUAGAUGUCCUUUGCAAUAUCCAGCAGCAAUAACUGCGUGCCUGAUACGACUUGGAUUUGGAACAAUUAUUUACUGGCCAUCACCGUCAAUACCACAUCUAACCUCGUCUAAUUCCAAAUUUACUAUAACAACAGAUGAAGCUUCUUGGGUAGUGUCACUAUCCAGUAUUGGAAAUAUUAUCGGCUUCCUCCUUUACCCCGUGUUCGUCAAUAGAAUAGGACGAAAGUAUACUAUGCUACUGUUUGCUAUACCACAAGUUUUCUCAUGGCUCAUAAUUUAUUAUGCAUCGAAUGUACAUCAUCUUUAUAUUGCGAGAAUUCUUGCUGGAAUGGGAUAUAGUGCUGCAUAUGUUGUGGAUAUUAUCUAUGUGGGUGAAAUUGCAAAAAAAAAUAUCAGAGGCUUUCUAAUUAUUCUAGGAAAAAUAUCCUUCUGUCUAGGAUCAUUAAUUGUCGUUGCAUUGGGUGCUUUUGUUUCCUACGAUAAUAUGAAUCUGAUCCUAUUCUUAAUAUCCUUAAUUUUCAUUGUAACAUUUUCCUUUAUGCCAGAAUCUCCUUAUUUUUACAUUAAAAUCAAUAGAGAUGAGGAUGCGUUAAAAAGUCUAGCUAAGUUACGAGGGGCAAGAGACACAAAUUCCUUGAAGCAAGAAAUUGAAACUAUGAAGGAAGGUGUUGGGGAAAAUGUUUCGAAAACCUAUUUUCUAAAAAAACUGUUUGGAAAUAGAAGUAAUCUAAAAGCAUUUCUUAUCAGCACUCUGUCGUUUUUAGCUUUCUCAUUUUCUGGAUCAACAGCAAUUGCAUCUCAUACGCAAAUAGUCGUUGGACACUUUGAAAGUCCUUUAAAACCCGAACAAGCGAGUGUUUUGAUAAUGAUAGUAGCAUUAGUUUCGUCAAUUGUGAUAUCCCCCAUUCCAGAUUGGCUCGGACGAAGAAUUCUCACUUUAUGGUAUGGAAUCAUCGUUGGAUUAAGUUCAUUUAUUAUCGCUGGGUUAUUUUUUUAUAAAUUUCAUUUUAAUGGAGAUCUUUCAUCCAUUUAUUGGAUUUCAUUUGUUCUGUUCUUUAUUUAUGUUGUCUUCAGUGGUGGGGGAUUAUUUUGUCUUAGUCAUAUUCUCGUAGCAGAACUUUUUUCACUUCAAAUCAAGAGUUCAGCUACUUGUUUAAUUCAUAUAUUAUGGUCAAUUAUAGAAUUUUGUGUUCAGUUGAACUUUGAACAAUUAAUGAUAGUUUUUAAAAUAUAUGGAUUAUUUUUUAUUUAUAGUAUUAUGACUCUGGUUAUAACAUUCUCUAAUUAUUUAAUUAUGCCUGAAACAAAAGGAAAGACUUUAGAGGAAAUACAAAAUUUACUGGCUAAAACGUAGUUAUUAAAAUAUAAGAAAUACUUAAUCU
Molecule: messenger RNA, 1484 nt
Organism: Leptopilina heterotoma
Lineage: Eukaryota; Metazoa; Arthropoda; Insecta; Hymenoptera; Figitidae
Product: facilitated trehalose transporter Tret1-like
Exons: 2
Coding region: 38-1456 (472 amino acids)
Biological process (GO): transmembrane transport
Cellular component (GO): membrane
Molecular function (GO): transmembrane transporter activity
Source: RefSeq, a predicted model, not a curated record